Messenger RNA from Mangifera indica (mango), 793 nucleotides. RefSeq lists its product as uncharacterized. Lineage: Eukaryota; Viridiplantae; Streptophyta; Magnoliopsida; Sapindales; Anacardiaceae. The transcript has a single exon. Bases 142 to 672 code for a protein of 176 amino acids. The record is from RefSeq and is a predicted model, not a curated record.
GACGUUUGAAGAUCUUUCAUGGAUGCUUCUAUGGCCUAAUUCUGGAUCAUGCAAACCAACAUUCAUAUUCAUGAAUAGAAUGGACGAUGAUAAAGCCUUUCUUUAGAUGUUUUGAUCUUCAAAUUAUUAUCUUAUUCCCAAAUGGCAGUUCGAGAUCCUCAAUCUGGAAACACUUUUGUAUGGCUCGUCUCUUUCGCUUUGUUUCUUUGUAUAGCCGCCGGGGGCGGCUUCCUCGUAAUGUACAUGAUCCUCCCUGAAUCCAAUUCCACAUCAUGGCUGGCCAUUGCAGGUGUCACCCUCGUUUGUCUCCCUUGGCUAUUCUGGUUUGUAACUUGCAUGUAUCGAAUCUUUUCGCGGGUUUUCGGAUUCAGGAUGGUCGUUGGAUUUGGUUGUGACGGUGGCGGUGGUGGGGGCGGUAGCAGAGGCGGAGAGAAUCGUAAUCUUUCAAAUUCUUAUAGCACAGGAUCAAAAGGGAACAAUAACGAUUCUCCAACAGCGCCGACAGAAGCUCCCUCCGUCGAGGUUGAAUACGAAGGCGAUGGCACUGAAAAUCAUAACGGCGAAGGAAGGAGAGAUAAUAAAGUGGAAAAUAAACAAACUCCUUCAUCUUCAAACAAUUCAAUCGCCUCUCGGGAGAGUGAAAUCCCAUUGACCUCGUCCCUUCCGUCAUAAUUAAUAAUUAUAUAAAGAAUUUCAUAGCUUUAUGGAUAUCAGGUUAAUUUUCUGAUCUUCAGGUAUGCAUGGCAUGGCUGCUUCAAAUUGGGAUAAAUGCAUUUGAUUUGAAUUGAACGAG